Spea bombifrons (plains spadefoot toad) is the source of this 2700-nucleotide messenger RNA. It is a transcript of the gene FAM171A2, whose product is annotated as family with sequence similarity 171 member A2. The record is from RefSeq and is a predicted model, not a curated record. The transcript is spliced from 8 exons. Bases 68 to 2527 code for a protein of 819 amino acids. Lineage: Eukaryota; Metazoa; Chordata; Amphibia; Anura; Pelobatidae.
CUGCUCGGGCACAUAAUCUGUCAGUGUAUGCAGAAGGGCAGCGAGAAUGGAGGGGUGAGUGGGAGGCAUGGGGUGCGCAGAGGCUUCGGGGAUGCCUGCUGGGGGGCCCUAUGGCUCCCUGGUGGUCCUGCUAAUGCUAUGGUGCAUGGGCAGCCACGGGAAGUCACUGAUGGAAACCUCAAUGCCUCAGGAGGUCCACAUUAAAGUGCAGGUGUACGAGAACGGAGAUGUGUCUCCACUCGCCAUGGCCGUGGUGGAGAUAUUCGGGAAUCAGAGCGGCCUGGCAUCUGGAGUGACCGACCAGGAUGGGAUCGUUGUCCUCGGCAUCAGUUACAAAAUCGGAACUUGGGUCCUGGUCACCGCUUCCAAGAGAGGCUACGUAACCAACUCUGUGCCUUGGCGCGUGGACCGACUGCCACUUUAUGCCUCCGUCAGCCUUUACCUGCUUCCCGAGCGGCCAGCAACUCUUAUCCUCUAUGAAGACAUUGUGCAGAUUCUGCUGGGCUCCCCAGGUGUCCGCAGCCAGCCCUGGGUCCAGUUUCAGAGGAAGGCUGCCCGCUUGCCUCGCUCAUCUACCUAUAACCAGCUUUCUUCCUCCCUCACCACCGCCAGCAACCUCCACCAGAUGAGAGGAUUCCCAGCAUUUAUUGGGUCAGAACCAGACUCCGGCAAUGGAGGUAACGCAACUUGGGUGGAAUUGCUUCCGGUGGCUGCUGUCAGCGUUCAUCUCUUCACCGGGAAUGGUUCCGAGGUCCAUCUGUCUGGACCGGUACAGCUAUCGCUCCCUUUGCCGCCUGACUCUGGCCUCACUACUUCAAGCAGCGUCCCCGCCUGGAGAUUUGAACCCAAGACCGGUCUGUGGAUCCGAAGUGGUGUGGGCAUGGUUCGAAGAGAUGGUCAGCAGCUGUACUGGUCCUUUGUUUCCCCCAAGCUGGGGUACUGGGCAGCAGCAAUCCCAGUUACUGGUAGAGGUAUGUUGUCCCUCAUGAGCGGCGUGGACAUUGCUGGAUAUCACACCAUCUUCCUGCUCUCCAUCCUGGGAGCCCUUGCUCUGCUGGUGCUGAUUUUGCUUUGUCUCCUUAUAUAUUAUUGCAGACGACGUUGUCUGAAACCAAGACAGCAGCAUCAUAAACUUCAGCUUUCAGGCAUAUCAGAACCGAAACGGGACCAGGCUACAUCCACUUCCCAUCUCAAUCUCAUUAGCACCAGCCACCUGGACUCCACGUCCACCGCUGACAGUGACCUUCGCACACCUGUCCUGCGAUCCACUUUCUCUUCUCGCGAAGACUUCUGCAAGUCAGGAGGCCGAUCUUCCCUCCAGCACUCCACCGACACUCUACCACUGAGACCAGCUCCCCGAGAUGACUAUCCACUCAAGUCUGCCCGCUCUGGAGACCUGCUGGAUUCAGAAGACUUAAAAAGAGGCUUCGGCGCAGGAGGUAAAGGGCAACACAGGAGACGUGGUAGAGGAGGAGUACGAGAUCCCCCUCCAUCCCCUCCUCCGCUUCCACCUCCCUUCAAACAUGUAAUUGGGGACUCUAAGCCUCCAGACUAUCUAAUGACACAGUCAGCAGAUCCACUGUCACGCCCUACAUCCCUGACACAACCUGGGCAGCUAAUCUUUUGUGGGUCAAUUGACCACAUGAAGGAGAGUGGAUAUCGGCAUGGCAUGCCCACCUUGGUAAUUCCAGCUACUUACAUGAGGCUGACUUCUGAAGACAAUCCUUCAUCCCAGGCAGAUGAUCAAUCUGAAACGGAGUCAGGGUCCUCUCAAGUUUCUCAUGCACAUCAGUUUGCACCUCAAGAUCAUGCACAACGCCAACAGUUGCUCCAGCAGGGCCAUCCAUACCAACAGGGUGCAACAUCUGGUUCUACGCAGGACCAAGAGGGAAAAGGCUGGGGGGGGUCUGUUACCAUUCCAGUGGUGUUCAAUGAGUCCACCAUGGCACAACUUAAUGGAGAGCUCCAAGCAUUGACUGAGAAGAGGCUUUUGGAACUGGGGGUCAAGCCUCACCCAAGAGCAUGGUUCGUGUCACUGGAUGGACGUUCUAACGCCCAAGUGCGUCACUCGUACAUUGAUCUGCAGGCUGGGGAGAAGAGCCGCAGUAAUGAUGCCAGCUUGGACUCAGGGGUGGAUGUCAAUGAGAUUAAAGUAAAACCCGGUCCAGAUGAAAGGGUUGGGAAGCCCCAGUUGCAAACCUCUUCUCUGACCUAUUCCAAGCUGGUAUUUGCUGAAGAAGGGGAACAGAGCCUCAGCGAGAGCCGAACUGGAGGCGGAUGCUCCCCAGAAGAUAGCUCACUCACACCACUUCUGGAUGAGGGCUCAGAAGCUUGCCCGACUCUAAGUAGGAGGGGGCGAAGCCGAGGAGACAGUUCACGCAGCAGCACCAGUGAGCUACGAAGGGACUCUAUGACCAGCCCGGAUGAGGACCUCAAUGAUCAAUCUGAAGGUGGGGAUGACCAAGAUAAGAAGAGUCCCUGGCAAAAGAGAGAGGAGAGACCACUUAUGGUGUUCAAUGUGAAAUAAGGGACUUCUCAAUUUUUGUUCUGUUAAUAGGACGCUCCCCACAAGGGACUACUGGGAGAAAGUGGGGAUGCCUCUUAUAGCUAAAACAGAGUUUUGGAGUUUGAAAAGAUAAUGUCCCAAAUUCUCCACCUAUCCUAGAGGCACAGCUUAAGAGUUUCCUGUAAGUAAAGAAA